AUUUUUCAUAAAAUUAUUGGUAGUAUAAUUAUUAAUAUACCUUUGGUAGGUAAUACUAUAAUGAAUCGUUUAUGGCCUAAACGUUUUUAUCUAAUUUAAAAUUUACUUUCUGCCUGAUAGCGCUCCCAGUGACCAGUGAAAACUGGAACUGUGGUACCAUGACUCAUGACUUGACUAGAUAACUAUAACAUAAUAUUUCAAGUUUUGUGUUAAUUUAAAUUAAAUCACACAAAAUUUAUUACACUGAUCAUAUUUAAAAUCGAUUAUGUGGAAUGUUUUGUUUAAGCUUAUCAAGUUUUUAAAAUUUUGUUUUUUGAGCUAUUAUACAUUAUUGUAGUAAAAUUGUGAUAGGUAUUUAAAAUUCAGACUUCGGUGUAAAUAUUAUAAGAUUCCUAUAGUUAUUUUCAAUUUAAAAUACACAUUUCUUAAACAUUAUACACACCUUUAAUUUUUUCUCAAAUUAUUCCACUGUGGUUUUUUAUAAUCAGUUGGCUACUUCUUUAAAUCUGUUUUCUGCUGUAAGAUCACAUUACUAAUUUUAAUAUGACUUCAGUGGAAGUAAAGGAAGUCGUUGAGCAUCCCAUUAAGUUAAGAGGUAAAUACAUUUAUGUCAAGUCCUUAAAAUAUUUUUGAAAUAAAUAGUCUGUAUUAUUUAAUUUUGUAAAUAUAUUACACAAAUUGUUAUAUUAUAUAUAAAUUGUGAUAAUAGUAAAUAACUGAUUUUAUGUUUGUUCAACUUAGUAAUGCGUCUUGGCAAGCCAGUUAUCUUUAAUUCUAAAGUAGUCACGUGCGAUUCCAAAGAUUUACCUGGAGCUGUAUUAAAUACACAUUUGAAAAAAGAUGUGACUACAUUGGCCAAUGCUGAAACAUUAGCUGCAGGAUCAUUUCUUAUGGUUCCUAAUGUCCUUGAGUAUGUAAGUUAUAAAAGUUUGGUGAUUCAUAAAUUUAUACAGAUUGUUUUUAGAAAUUUAUAUCUCGGUGAAACAUUUCUGUGUUAUGUUUACUUGAAGAAUGAAAGCUCCCAAACAAUCCACGAUAUAAUUUUAAAAGCAGAAAUAGAUACAGCAACAUCACAUAUACCAAUUUUAGGACCAAAAUCUUUUUCUAAGUUAGACCCAUAUGCAUCUAUUGAUGUUAUUGUUAAACACGAAGUUAAAGAACACGGAACUGUCAAGUAUGUGUGCAUAAAUUAAAGCUUUUUUUUUUGAGUAGGUAAAUUAAGUGUUUUUUUUAGUAAAUUAAUUUGUCAAGUGGAAUAUGAUAGAAAACAUUCUUUUGAAACAAUAUUCAGCUAUAGAGUUCCAAAACCUUUAGAUCUGAAAACAAAAUUUUAUAACACCGUAGUAAGUUAUUUUCAUAAUAAGAUAAUUUAGAUAAAUAGAUAACUUACACAUUUCUAUUUUAAUUUUAGACAGAUGAAGUGUAUUUAGAAGUUCAAGUCCAAAAUAUAAUGUCUACUCCAAUUACACUGGAAAAGUUUAAUUUAGAAUCCUCAUUUGGAUAUGAUGGUAAGUUUGACGUUACUUUUAGUUUUAGUUAUCACAGUUGAUUUAGGGAAUUAUGUUUACAGUGAAUUCAAUGAAUCAUUUACUUGAAAGCCCUGAAAAUAAAUCUGUGUUCGGUGAUUUGGAUAUAUUGGAUGUGAAAGAAACAAGGCAGUAUAUGUAUAGAUUAUGUUUAGAUCAAACUAUUGAAAAAAAUCCUUCAAGAACAAAUAAUCUUGGAAAAUUGGAUAUUUUAUGGAGGUCCAAUAUGGGAACUAAAGGACAGAUACAAUCCAGUCCAUUACUAAGACAGGUAGUUUAUUGGUUUUAUAUUAUUAUUAGUCUUUCUAAAAUUUCUUUUCUAUAAGCGCGUGUAAAAUUCAUCCACAGUUUGUGUAAUUAGAAAAAUAGUGCCUCAUCGUAAAAAUUAACUAAAAAAUCUCAGCAAGUUUAUUCACAAUAGAUCAUGUCACUCUCCUAGAACAACACUUAUGGCCUUUUUUUGGGUAGCAAAGAUCAGUUCUAUUUGACAGAAAAAUGCCAUAUUUAGUAUCAUUUUUUUUUUUAUUUUACCAUUAUAAAGACAUGUCAGUCUAGAAUUAUUCAAUUUUUAGCUAAUUUUCAAAGUAAUGCAGCUAUAUUUUACAUUGUGACUUUGAUUUAUCAAUUUAAUUACUAAAGUCAUAAUUCAAGACUGUUGUAUCUCCAAUAUAUUCAGUGUAAUAUUACAUAUUUUAGUAUUUGGCUAUCUUAAAAUAAAUUAGUGUAUAUGCAACACAGCUAUAUUUCAAAAUAAACUUCAAAUCGCUUUUUUUCAAAACCAUACAUUAUUGUAGUAGUCAUAAUGAAUUGGAAUUUGAGUUAAAUUAAAAUAAAAAUGAAAAACAAUUUUGGUAUUACAAAUAUCUACCAAUAAUUUAUAAAAAUUCCAACAAUUUUUUAAAGUUUAAAAUUAUUUAAACUGUUUUCAUUGUCACUAUUAAAUUAUAUCCAUCAAUUUGUCAAUGAUUUUUGAAAUCUUCAAAAAAUUUAAAAAAUUGAAUGGUUUAUCUUUAGUAAUUAUUACAAAAAAAAAAAUUUCAAAAUAUUGAUCAGAACAAAAGUUAUUAAAUUUGUUGAAAUGUUACAAAAAACCGGAUCGAUUAGCAGGCAACUGCAACUUAGUGUGUUUUAUACAUACAAAACACAUAUUGUUUAUUGCUUGCUAUUAACCAUCUGUUUACCUGGCUUUAUUGUGAGCAGCCAUGUAGUUCAUAUGUACCUUUUAUUAGUACUUUCAAUGAAAAUUAUGAAAAACUCGAUCAAAAAUACUAAAUUUGGAUAUAAAAAAAAUGAUUAAUUUAUGUCUAUUAAAGACGUUUUACAAAUGACAAACACUUAUUGUUUUAUAAUUUAUAGAUAUUGUACUUUUAUUGUCAAAAUAACAUACUUCUUAGUUUAAAUGGAUUCAUAAAAAGUUUAUAUAGUAUUUUGAAUAUUUUUAUUUAGAUUCCUGAAUUAGAUGAUAUAACAUUUUCUAUAACAUAUUUACCCGAUACAGUUUUUUGUGAAGAACAAUUUGACUUCACGUGCUCAAUAAAAAACAAUAGGUAAGUUUGAAAAUAGUUUAUCAAAAAAAAAAAUAUAUAUAGAUAUAGAUAUAUAUUAAUAUGUUGAUUUAGAAAUCGUGACAUGCAAUUUGUUGUUGAAGUCAGUGAUGAAGAAGAUAGUAACCUCGCAUGGACCAUGGUAUCAGGCAUGCAAUUGAGACUUUUACCUCCAUAUGCCACAAUUAAAACUGUAUUUUCAAUGGUAGCACUUAACCAUGGUUUACAAGUAAUAUUUUAGUAAUAUUUUGAAGAAAAUAAUAUAAUAUAUUAUUUCAUGUUUUAGGUUAUAUCAGGUAUAAAGUUAAAAGAAUUAAUACUCAACCGUACGUACACAUACAAUAAUUUUGGCCAUGUAUUCGUUACUCAAAACAGUUAACCAUUGAGUGCCAUUAUUUCUAGUUCCUGUGAUAUUUUAAAAAUAAACAACAUUCAAUCUAUUAAAACCAAAUAUCUUUGUAGUAGUUAAAACUUAUUUUUAAUGUACAAUUUAUUUAUGUAUAAUGGUAGUUUUUAUUUAUUGUUUACGUUUAUUAUACUAUGUUUUUUUUUUUGUAGGUAUCUACAUACAAUUAAAUUAACAUAUUUAAUAAUUUAUUUAUUUAUAUAUAUAUAUAUUUAUAUGUUUGAACAUUAUUUGUUUUGAUCAGAUUUGUUUUAAAAUAAAUAGUAAAAAUAACAUUUGUUUACGUUUGAUCAUUACAAUUGAUUAAACAUUACAUAUUAUCUAGUAAAAAUAAAAAUAUAACGUGAUUCUACAGACAUAAAAUUUAUUAAUAAAACAUUGUAAUAAUCAUUACCAAAUAUUAUUAAAAUAAUACUAGAUGGUUAUUUGUUUAAUAAAAUUGAGCGGUUUUUGUUCUCUAAUUAUAGAGCAUGCGAUUAGUUUUUUUUUUUUUUUUUAGUAUUAAUAUUCAUAAAAAAAAAUAAUUUAUAGGAUUUAAUUAUAAAAAUAAGUUGUAAACAAUAAUUAUAAUGAAAACGAUAAUACUUAAUACCCUACCCAUAAUAAAUAUUGUUUUUGUCAUAAAAUAAACAUCUUUGGAACCAAAAUUUAAGGAACACUGGAAUACUCCUUCAUUGGAAAGAGAUUCUCAAAAUAGAUAAAUAUCACAGAUCACUAAAAAGGUUUUGUUUUCUUCGGUUUAUGGCAAAACAUGGCAUGCACCGAAGAUAUUAGAUCGAAAAUUAACACGAUCAUUAUUAAUACAAGUAUACCGAUGUACUGGAUUAUGGCAGCAAUACAAAUGAUUAUCCGUCAAGCCAUUGUAUCUAAACGACAUUUUACACGCCACAACUUCACUGUUCCAUCACUGUAAAUAUU
Messenger RNA from Cinara cedri, 4394 nucleotides. The record is from the annotation of a GenBank genome assembly. Lineage: Eukaryota; Metazoa; Arthropoda; Insecta; Hemiptera; Aphididae.